CUCUGGGUGCCAAAUUGUAUAUUUGGAGGCUCAUAACUCUAGUACACCGAAAUUAUUAGCAUUUUAGCAGGAAAACUCUGCACAAAUUGAUAAACUCAACAAUACUCUUGCGAUUCGAGAUGUUCGGGUAGCCUGGAGUUCACUCAUUGUUUUCGAACAUCAUCCCUAAUCUAUCCGAAGCCCGUAGAUAUUUCUGUCCUCAGUAUGGCUGACGCCAACGCCAGGUCUGUCCCGCUUGAAGGUUUCCCACUUGCUAUCAUCUUGAUUUCACUGGUAUUUCUCUUCUUCGCUAUAUUCAGCGUGGCGGUCCGCACCUACAUCCGGCUCACUGACAAGGUGUUCGGCCUGGACGAUGCAUUGAUGCUGGCCGGCUUGUUCGUCUACAUUAUCGACACCAGUCUCGCGGUGCGUGGUGUCACUGUGGGUAUAGGCUCCAAGAACGACCGCCUCAACUCAUGGCUGCAGGCUGAGGCGCAGAAGUUCUACAUUAUCUGGAUUACGAUAUACGUGAUCGGAGUCGCCUUAAUCAAGUCGUCCGUGUGCACCACCCUCGUACGUAUUGCAGCAAAGGCCCAUCGCGUUAUGCGCAUUGCCGUUUGGGGGCUUCUCGGGUUAACAUGGGCGUCGUUUUGUGUCACAUUCUUUGGCAUCCUAACUUUCUGUCGACCCGUCGAGGCCAACUGGAACACAGCCUUGGUUACAGAAGGAAAAGCCACCUGUGCGAGUACAGAAACGCUGAUCGGCAUAAGCCACACAAACACUGGCACCAGUAUUGCUACCGACUUUGGCUGUAUGGUUUUGCCGGGCUUGUUAUUGUGGAAGACGCAGAUGAGAACAAGGGCCAAGUUGCGAGUGUUUGGUCUUUUGUCUGUUGCUUCGGUUGCAUCCCUUACGACAAUUGCUCGAGCUCCCUUCAUCUCUCGUUAUAAGGAGCCAACUGACAAUCUCAUGUACUACAUUGGUUUUAUCGUUUUUUUGUCUUCUAUCGAGACUGGCAUCGGCUGCAUUGCCGCUUCCUUGCCCUCUGUCCGCGGUCUCUAUUUGCGCAUCCGUGGGAAGCAAGACACACAAAAGUCAGCGAGCACUCCAAACGCGAAAUCCUUAGUGACCAUCGGUGGUGGUAUUGCAGGAGGCCAUAAUUCAUCGGGCAACAGGGGUGCGUUCGCCAAAUCCACUGACCGAGCCACUACUACAGCGUGUGUUGGCGGUGGAGCGGGUGACUGGGAGCGUCUACACGACGACGAUUCAGAUAAAGGCAUAUUGCUUGAUGGAAGGAGUGCUGGAAUUAGAGCUGACUAUAGUUACUCAGUUGAGUUGGAGCCGGUGAAAAGGAAUAGGCCCGGAACAUCUGAUUACUAG
Molecule: messenger RNA, 1359 nt
Organism: Truncatella angustata
Lineage: Eukaryota; Fungi; Ascomycota; Sordariomycetes; Amphisphaeriales; Sporocadaceae
Exons: 4
Coding region: 205-1359 (384 amino acids)
Source: RefSeq, a predicted model, not a curated record